UAGCUAGCAGCUUACAGUCUGACCAGCCAAUCUGAUAGCUCUGUUAUCACCAACAGGACACGCUGUACCAUCUCAGCACUCCGCUACAAGACUACAGGUCUCCUAACUUCUAAAGUCCUUUCUUCCAACAAUUCAAAAUGUUUUCUAUGACUUACGCUGUUGGUUUGACUUUUCCAACUUUCUUCUGAUUUUAUUUUCCCAAGAGGCUGAUCAGCCUCCUCCCACAGUCACAUCCCAGCACACUGCUUUGGUGCUGCAGGGAAAAGUGCACUUCGAAAGGAGCGCUGACUUUUUCCUUGUUUACAGAGGGGUUUAUAAACUGCUUGAAAAAGUCACAUGUAUGUUUUGGAUCUACUCUAACCUGACAGGAGCCAUACUACAAGUACAACAACAAGCAAUUGAGGUGGCCACCCUGUUUUGAUAUGAACUCUUUGUCCCUUCUGCACUCCAAUGCAGUACUCAGCCAGACCUACCCAGACAUCUACUUGGUUGGUUUUAGCACAGCUAAAAGCACUCCUUACACGGACACUUCCUUAGGAAGAACCAUUUUGCACUUUUUACCCAGUGACCGACAAAGAUUAAUAUUCUUACAGCACAGAUUACAGAACUGAGUUAGCGAUCCAGAACGCAAGGAAGGUAAUAGUUCUUAACUGGCUGCUGGAAUGGACCAAGGUGUUGGCUUGUGCCUCCUUCCUUUAUGCAAUGUGAAAGCUGCUCCUUGCCAUGCAAUGGCCGACACUGCCGGUCUGACGAAACAUGAUCAUUUUUAGGAAGACUUCCCUUUCAACCCUGGUUUUGAGUCUAUAAAAAGGAGCACUGUGGUAGGCAUGACAAAAAACCCAUGGAAGUACAGAAAUGAUCGCCGCUCACACACAGCCACCCGCACUACAGGCUCUGGGCAGGCAGAAUCUCCCUGGGUCCCGUGCUGGAAAGCAUCCAACUGGGUGUUAUUUUUUUAGAGGGGCGCUGCUCCUCAUUAUCUCUACUUCAGAGCCAUUUGUGUUGAUUCCAGGGAGUAACACAAAGGCUGGGAACACCCCGUAUGGGACGGCAACAGGCACUGCUGCGUGACGGCGUGCAAAGGACGCAGAGGAGGGCAGAGCACCAACAGGUCUGACAGCACCCGGACUGCACACCUCUGCUGGGACGGCUCUGCUGCUCCUUACGUACCGUGGGAGGUCUCCUGAAAAGCCUUUCUGAUCUCCUUCAGAAGCUCCUCUGCUACAGCUGGGACGACGAGGAGGAGGACGGCGAGGAUGCCAUUAUCCUCCUGCUGAAGAAAGCCAAGCUCAGCGUCAUGAAGGGCGAACUGGGUGAAGCCGAGCGGCUGCUGCACCAAGCGCUGCGCCUGGCGCACCAGGCCGACAACAGGAGGGCCGUCAUCUACACCUACAGCCUGAUGGCAAACGUGGCCUUCAUGCAGGGACAGCUGGACAACGCAGAAAAGCUCUACAAAGCAACGAUGAGCUCCAUGCUUGCAGGAGACACGAAGGAGGAUGACAAUGCAAUCCUUGAGAUGUCCCUCAAGCUGGCCAGUAUCUAUGCUGCUCAGAAACAGCACAAACUAGCCCUGGCUGGAUAUGAGUUCUGCAUCCUGACCUUAGAGGAGAAGAUUGCCAAGGAAAAGGACUUGCCUGAGGAUGUCUUACCAGCUGAAGAAAAAGCCAACACUCGUCUCUUGCUGGGGAUGAGCCUGGACUCCUAUGCUCGCUAUCUGCUAGACAUUAACCAGCUCUCAGUGGCCCAAAAAAUGUAUGAGAAGGCUCUGCAGAUAUCAAAUGAUGUUCAGGGAGAGACUCAUCCACAGACUGUGGUCCUCAUGAAUGACUUAGCAACUGUAUUGGAUGCUCAAGGGCACUAUGAUGAGGCAUACUCUCAUGUGAAGAGGGCAGCUGAACUGGCAAAGGUGACACAACACCCUGAGGAGCACAUGGUGCUGAAUAACCUGGCGGCAAUUCUGAUGCACAAAAAAGACUUUUUGCAAGCAAAACAAGUGUAUAAAGAAGCUCUGAAACAGGCAGAACAGAAGGGAGAUGCUGAUUCUGUCCGGCACAUCCAGGAAGAACUAGCUGAACUGGCCAAGAGGAGAAAAGGCUCCAAGUGAGUUUAGCCAAAGGGCCCAACGCAGCAAUGGUGGGUGAAUACAAGCAGACUGGGACUAAUUUGGUACAAUUCUCCAGAGGAGCAGCAACUAGGAACUUAAGGACAGCUUAAUAAGAAGGGCUGUUAUUGCCUAACCGUUAAGCUCAAAAUAAACUUCUGAAAUCUUAAUAGUA
Gallus gallus (chicken) is the source of this 2276-nucleotide messenger RNA. RefSeq names its product tetratricopeptide repeat domain 19 (gene TTC19). Lineage: Eukaryota; Metazoa; Chordata; Aves; Galliformes; Phasianidae. Gene Ontology annotation, biological process: mitochondrial respiratory chain complex III assembly. The record is from RefSeq and is a predicted model, not a curated record. Gene Ontology annotation, molecular function: protein binding. The coding region runs from base 1298 to 2104 and encodes 268 amino acids. Gene Ontology annotation, cellular component: mitochondrial inner membrane. The transcript has 10 exons.